Aphanomyces astaci is the source of this 3741-nucleotide messenger RNA. RefSeq lists its product as hypothetical. The record is from RefSeq and is a predicted model, not a curated record. The transcript is spliced from 7 exons. Bases 1 to 3741 code for a protein of 1246 amino acids. NCBI's taxonomy places the organism in Eukaryota, Oomycota, Saprolegniomycetes, Saprolegniales, Verrucalvaceae.
AUGGCCCACUUUCUGGGGGCCAGCCAGAUCGACAUCCGCACGGCUUUUGGAUGGCUUGACGGUGGCAUCCGUGAAUUCGGCCUCGGCAAAGGAUCUAUACUGGCGGUCAUGCACAUUGGCUACUACAUGGAUGUCCUCAUCCGACAGCAACAGGGCCUCCAAGACCGAGUUAGGAUAUCCAACCAAUUCACCGGCCAAUCUGCAUCGGGAGGGGUGUUUGGAGCCGACAAAUCUUUUCUCUUCUACCUCUCCCCCUAUGCUUACGCUGCUGUCGCCCUCAACGAUGGACUCGGAAACCCCCAACCCAUCCGAGUUGUUUCGCCCUCCGAGGGCUUCCGGCACCUGGACAUACACCAAGGCACCCACAACCAAUGGGAGGACACCACUCGCACGGAGCUCCAAUACAUCAUUAAUGCCGUCUGGAUCCCAAGUGUCCUGUACCGCACGGCCAUUAGCAACGCCAUCAGUAUCGCCCCGGCCCUCGACAUUAUUUUCCGUAAGACGGCACGCCGCGUCCUCCGCUUGCCACAAGACCAUCCAAACUCCUGGUUCUACGACCACACCGAUGGCUUGGGCCUCGUCCACUGCGAACGCUUGAGCCACAGCCAACGGCUGUACCAAUUCCUCCGCAUUGCCAACGACCGUGGCUCACCCGCACAUGACAUCCUCAUGGAAUCCCUUGAGGCCUACCAAACCGAGAGUGGCCUCACGGACCACCCACUCGCAUUCCGUAUCCCCCCACCUGCCUCAGACACUACGUUUAUUGGUACACUCCUCCGCGACCUCGCUGCCUUCAACCCUGCCCUCAUUAUCACCACCCAAUGGCACCAACCCCCCGCUAGCCGUCCCCAACGUCCCAACGACCGCCCUAUCUGGGCUCACCUCACCCCAGCUUUCAGCACUACCCUCAUCUCCAUCAACCGCUCCCACACCAACAAAGUCCGGUGGGUCGGUGAUAUUACCAAUGAAAAGGGAACGAUGUUACUCAGCCUUCCAUCCCUCUGCACCAAAUACGGCUGGAACCGCGCAACACUCCAACGCUUCACCCCCAUCUGGGAUGCCAUACCCACAGUCACACCACACAACCCACCCCCUAUACUCCGGCAACAGACUAUCCAGUGGGGUUCUCAACAUUCCGGCCAGCCACUACCGCUCCCCCCUCUGCCGACUCUACCACGGCCCCAUCUUCCCUAUCUGGAACAACCCCUAGGUCGCACGUUCUUCACACCCUCCCGCGGCUUCGAAGCCAUCCAUGUACCACUCCGUGCCAUGCUUGUCAUCCCCCACCACCUUACACAUCGGAACGGCCGACCCGACACACUCAGCUACCGCAUCGGCCGACGUACCAGUCUCCAAACUCGACAUACUCCCGCCGGCCCAGAAAUCGCAGUCACCUUCUGGCAUGAGCUCCGAAAGGGAACGGACAUUUGGUACUCACCCACACCACGGGAAGCCCGUAGUCGACUCCGCCUAGUCCCCAUUGCAGGGUGCGCGAUCCUCACUGGCGACCUCCUCCGCACCAGCAGCACCCAACGCCACAAGUUCAUCCCAUGGACAGAAACGACGUGGACACAUCCGGGCACGCACCACACACACCGCGGCAACAACAACCGCGCUCUUAUUGCCUCCACCGCUAUGCACAGAGCAGACCAGGCCCAGCUCCCACACGCACACCACACUCCCCCACACGCCACACCAGCCUGUUCUGCCUGCUACCGAAUAGCGGACACUACUGUCUGUAUGGACUGCGGGCAAUGGCACCAUCCUGCCUGCAUACCACAUUGCCAGGUGGUCCUACGCCACUCCACCCCUACGUACGGCAUCCACACCUUCCCCCUUCGUGCCGCACGUACACACUCCGUCGGUGAUGGCAGCGUCACAAACCAAGGAAAACAGUCAGCCCACGGCACAUGGAGCUACCUGGGCAGCGAUGGCACUACCCUUACUGGGUAUAUUCGGAUACACCCAGACCACAUCACCCCCACACGCUGCGAAGUCCACAGCCUCUUGGCAGGUUUGCACCACUCUGGGGAUACAGCGCUUCAAAUCUGCGACAACACCACGGCCAUCGGUCUUGUUAUCAUGGCCAGGUCCCUCAAACGCCGUGGAGGCCAACCCCGCUACAGCAACAUCCACCGAGUGGAACUCCGCUCGCUCAUGGCCCUACUCAACCCCGAGGCGUUUGCUGGUGACUGGAUCCGCGCCCACCAAGACAGCACAAGCACUACGGACCCAGUCCUACGUGCAACUGCCCCCUGGCUUGGCGCCAUCUACAGUCGGCAUGACUGGCACGCAGCACAGGCCAGUAAACCGGACGCCCGCCGCACCAUCCAGCCCCUCCGCCUCAACACCGGAGAAUUAUGUAAAUGGGACCUCCCCGCCCUCUCCUUCUACUGGCGGGCUAUCUGCUACACCCUCCACACUAACGUACGCAAACACCGCAUUCAACCACGGUGGGAACCCCACUGCCGUACAUGCCCGGACUUUCCCGACACGCAGGAACACCGCUUUGGACUCACGCACCCGCAAUGCCCCGCGGCGACUUCACUAAUGCAAGAUCUCCUCCUCGCCACACAAGCCCGCGAGUACCUUCACUGGCUUGACACGUCCCCAAUGGCAGACACGAAGUCGAAAACCCUCCCCCAACUCGGGACACUGCAUGCUUCCUAUCUCCCCAAAACGCUGUGCACUCGCCCUCCACAUGCACCGUCUCCUCGGACCCCCCCGACCGACGACGCUCGCACUAGCUGCCACCCAACUACACUGGAGUCUACACAAUGCCGUACGCCGGGCGGCCUCCUACCCCGAUGGCUCUACCACACAGCCCUUGGCUGCGUACCCCUCCUGGCACCCCGUGACUUCUGGUUCAGUCAGUGGAUGGGUGGCCCCAAUGGCGCUACAUUCCAAGGACCGCUCGAAGCCCCCCCUCUUUGUACCAUCCCCCGGCCCCCUACAUACCACCACUGGUGGAUCGAUACGACUCACCACCCCUUCUCCACACCUGAAGGUUCCCAGGGCCAUACCCAGGCAAACAGCCCCCCUAUAACAUGGCUCCUCACCAUACCCACGGGCCAGAUCACCCUACGCAACCCCUCCUCCAUACACCACGUCACCACCCCUCAAUGGGGCAAGCUCACCACUAGCAACCCCGUCCACAUCCACAUCGGUUUCCUCACCACCGGUACAACCCCGGACCUCCUCACUCCCGCCCAACACCACUGGACUGAGGCACUCAGACCCCUAGAUGCUACCCACUGGCUCCAUCGCCCCCAACCCAUCAUACUUAGCACCACACCUGCGGACGCCAGCACCACCAACCCCAAGAUCCUCACGGCUCCCACUCACUGCCUCCACUGGGCCAGCUCAACAUCCCGGCUUUCGACCAAUACGCACAUGACACACGCAGCUACCUCGAGGCUACAACACAUCUGCACCGCAGGGGAACUACCCCUCCUCACUGAGGUUAACAACAACAUCCGGCUAAAACGCCAUCACCACCAUGCCUACCCCAUGGGCCACGACCGACGCAUCCGCGCCCGCAGAGCCCACCUCACAGCCAAGACGCUCCGAUGGCACUCCCGCAGACUCUCUCUGUUACACCCUGCCAUCCCCCCUCCCAUAGGCUACGCUGACCCGACCCUCCUGCCACCGCGACACUCCCCGGCCCCGGGAUAUCACCUCCAGCGGUUGAAGCGUUCCGUCCCCCUGGAGCCGACACAGUCAGGUUUUUCAAGUAGUUAA